Molecule: messenger RNA, 2697 nt
Organism: Myodes glareolus (Bank vole)
Lineage: Eukaryota; Metazoa; Chordata; Mammalia; Rodentia; Cricetidae
Gene: Ccdc157
Product: coiled-coil domain containing 157
Source: RefSeq, a predicted model, not a curated record
AUGGCAAGAUGGCGACGACCCAGCGGAAAGCCGCGGAAGCCAGUGAACACACUUCCGGCCCCGCCCCCCGGCCGUGGCGCACUUCCCACCCCGCCCCGCGGGUACGGCGGCGCGCUACGCCGUUGCCAUGGCAGCGGUCUGGGCGCGCUGCUAAGGGUUUCGAGGGAUCCCAGGAGCCGCAGGUGCUCUGGGGGAAGUUCUGUGAGCCGGCCAGACACAGAGCUGAGGCUGCGACGCCGGAGACAGGGAUGGGAGGGCCGCUUGCGGCCAGCCCUGCACCUGAACCAGGAAGUCAAGAGCCAAAAAGCAAGGCAUCUGCACAAGCCCCAGACCUCAGAGCCUAGUGUGAGAGGUAGACAUAGUCAGUCACUCCAGCUUCAUGGGCAAACAUCUGUGAGAGCCCCAGGAGCUGUGGGGAUGGCACACCUGCUAGGCGGCCAGGCCUGCAUGGACAGUCUGCGCAAGGACCUUACCGACCUACAGGGCACCAUUGUGGAUGUGUUCUCCCGCGCUGGGCCUGUGCGCUUCCCGUCCUGGAAGUUCCCGGACCGUGUGGCCUGUGACCUUGACAUGGUGGCCCUUCUGGAGCACUAUGACCACGUGCCAGGUGACCCUGAGUUCACACAGUUGUCCCAUGCUGUGCUGCUGGAGCUGGUCAUUGACAGACUCCUGCUGCUGCUUCAGAGCUGUGCCAGCUACCUGGAAAACCUCAGUUUGGAUCAGAUGAUGCCUCCUGCCCGAGUUGCAGGGCCAUGCAUGUCUGUGGGCCUCACAGUACGGCGCUUCUGGAACAACCUGCUGAGGCUGGGCAUGCUGUACCAGCAGGCAGUGCCCCAGAAAAGAGCAAACCAAGGGGAGAUUCCCAUCAGCAAGCCCACGGCUAAGGGUGAACCAGCCAGGAGCCCUGAAUGCAUGACUGCCAAAUUCAUCAAGCCUCCUUCCCCAGUGCCAGGCUUGCCCUUGAUCUGCCAAGGGCUGCAAAGCAUCCCUGUCAGAGUCUCCUUGCGGGGCACAGCUGGGACCACCGAGAAAACCAAGAGCGUUCACUCCCAGACCAUCGAGACAGCCUUGGUGCCCUGUGAUGCUUGCACCAGUGUCCAGGGCAGCUUGUGGGAGGUGGGCAAGGUGGUCAUCAGCCUGUGUCAGAGCCAGAACUUGCCUUCGUCCUUGGGCCAGUUCCAGAAGCUGGUGCAGGACAGCAUGGGGCUCAAACCACUGCCAGCUGCCACCAUAGGCCACUGGGCAGCAGAACAGAGUAAAGAUCUGACUUGUCUCAAUAAGCACGUGAGGGCCCUCACCCAACUUGUUGGGCCCCUCAGGGCCCAGCUGGAAGAGGCUGAGGGCCAGAAGGACGGGCUGAGGAAGCAAGUGGGCAAACUGGAGCAGGCUCUGCGGCAGGAGAAAGAAGAACGGCAGCGGCAGACGGAGGAGGCUGAGCGGAGCCUGGCCGAGUGCGAGCGUGACAGGCAACAGCUAAUCACAGAAACGUGUGACCUAAAGGCAAAGGUGACCAAACUGGAGGGAGACCUGAAGCAGCAGCAGAAGUCCACGCAGGCCAUGGUGGCAAAGACCCAACAGCUGGAGGAGGAAGGUGAGCGGAGGGCAGCAGCUGAGAGGCAAGUGCAGCAGCUGGAGGAGCAAGUGCAGCUGCUGGCAGGGCGGCUGGAUGGGGCUGGGCAGCAGAUCCGCUGGGCCAGCACAGAGCUGGACAAAGAGAAGGCCCGAGUCGACAGCAUGGUCCGUCAUCAGGAGUCCCUGCAGGCCAAGCAGAGGACUCUGCUCCAGCAGCUGGACAGUCUGGACCAGGAGCGGGAAGAGCUGCGGGGAAGUCUGGAUGAGGCUGAGGCCCAGCGGGCUGAGUUGGAGGAGCAGCUGCAGAGCCUCCAGAGCGACAGGGAACAGGGGCAGUGCCAGCUACAGGCACAGCAGGAACUACUGCAGAGCCUGCAGCGGGAGAAACAGGAGCUGGAGCAGGUAACUACAGACCUGCAGCUGACUGUCUCGGAGCUGCAACUGGAGUUAAAGGAACUAAAGGAGCGGGAGCGACUGCUGGUGGCCUUCCCAGACCUGCACCAGCCCACAGAGGCCCAGAUCCAAAGCUCCGGCAAUGUCACCCAUGACAUGGAGAGACAAGUGCAAGCCAAUGGCAUCCGCAUCCAGGUCCUACAGGAAGAGAACAGGCGGCUCCAAUCAAUGCUGACCAAAAUCCAAGAGGUGGCCCAACAGGGAAGCCUCAAAAUGAUCCCACAGGGCCAGCUCUGGUCCCCUCCCUACAAGGACACCCAGGGAGAGGUACCCCCAGCCCAAGCACAGAAUACAUCUCCAGGGCCCAUGGGCAGACGGCAGUCUCCUGGCAGCAGGAUGAGCAGUACAAGCAGGAACCAUCCAGGAGGGUCCCGAGCAUCCCCCUCUAGGCAGCCCUGCAGCUGGCCCAGCAAGUCCUCUUUGGAAGACAGAACCCAUUCAGCCACCUGCACCCAGAACCCCAUCCGGGCCUUGGCCAGGCUCAGGAGGAAACUCUCACCAAACCGAGGUCAAGCUGGCUCUACAUACCAACCCCAGGAACGACCCACCUAACCUGAAGCAGGGGUAGGGCUGGAGGGCAGGCGGCUAGCAACCCCCAUGGAAUAAAAGCCCCAGCCAUCUGCCCACAGUGAUCUUGGCCUCAGCGUGGCUGAGCUGGGGGAACAGACCUUC